Molecule: messenger RNA, 267 nt
Organism: Penicillium diatomitis
Lineage: Eukaryota; Fungi; Ascomycota; Eurotiomycetes; Eurotiales; Aspergillaceae
Exons: 1
Coding region: 1-267 (88 amino acids)
Source: RefSeq, a predicted model, not a curated record
AUGGGGAAGACCAAAGAUUGGUUAGAUCGCGAAUAUGGAUCGAUAUCCCCUAUCUCUGAUCCACAGACCAUCCAUUUUUACACUGGCAAUGACGAGGAGAAUCAGCGACCCUUGAUGCUAGAAGUAUCUGCAGCAGAAGAAGCCGACAAGUUAGAGGCCAGAUUCCUACUGCUUUGGUUCUUUUCGGCAGUGUGUUUUGUGAUCACGGGUAUCUUUGUUCUGGCUCUGUUGACGGCGCGCCUGUCAAAGGACACCAAGGAGUCCUAG